Branchiostoma belcheri (Belcher's lancelet) is the source of this 1395-nucleotide messenger RNA. RefSeq names its product fibroblast growth factor 3-like. Gene Ontology annotation, molecular function: growth factor activity; fibroblast growth factor receptor binding. The coding region runs from base 48 to 608 and encodes 186 amino acids. The transcript is spliced from 4 exons. Gene Ontology annotation, cellular component: cytoplasm. Lineage: Eukaryota; Metazoa; Chordata; Leptocardii; Amphioxiformes; Branchiostomatidae. Gene Ontology annotation, biological process: positive regulation of cell population proliferation; positive regulation of gene expression; positive regulation of protein phosphorylation. The record is from RefSeq and is a predicted model, not a curated record.
GAGGCGGUCAAGUGGGUCGUCUGACAGAGACCUACUCACGCGAAGGGAUGGAAAUCACCACUUCAGCCUUUCUGCUGUGCACCCUCGUCGUCCACUUUCUGACGGAGUUUUGUCGUGGUUUACCCGUGCAGCCAGCAGAGCCCAUGCCCAGGUCACGCACGCCACGCCAGGUAGACUUUACAAGUACCUACACGCACCUGGGCUCCAAUAACAGGACCAAGCAGCUGUACUGUCGGACAGGCUACCACUUACAACUUUUUAGCAACGGCGCCAUCGGGGGCACCUCGCAGGAUGGCAACGCCUACGCUGUUGUCCACAUUCUCACGGUGGAGGUGGGCGUGGCCGGGAUAUGGGGCGUGGAGGCCUCCAGAUAUCUGUGUAUGGACAACAGAGGAAACUUAUACGGAUCGCCAAACUUCACAACAGACUGCGAGUUCCUAGAGAGAAUACAAGACAACGGGUACAACACAUACCAGGCAAGGACUCGCCGAGGCAGGGACAACCGACGCUGGUACGUUGGGUUGGACAGACAGGGACAGCCCCGGAGGGGCAGCAGGGUCAGGAGGACUCACAUAUCAAGCCAAUUCUUACCGAGACAAAUCGAGUGAUAAUCCGUGUGUGCGCUGAGUUUUAAACAUGACUUCUGGGCUAAGCUUUUAUUGUUUAGCAAAGCACACGAGGCUGUUUGAAAACCUUGCCUCCGAAUCUGGCUACAAGCUUACAAAACCUGUUCCCGAGGAACUCCUGAAAACGGUUGUUACUGAUCCUGGGAAGGAGAGCUUCAAGGUCAAGAUGGACGACAGGUGCGGAAACAGGUGUGACGCACUUCCGGUACGACGAGAGGGGAUCUGCUGGUCAGAAAGACGUCGAGAGACGUAAGCCAAUAUGGACUUCUACGCCUCUACCGAGCGUCAGAGGCGGUUCUAUCUAAGACAAUGUGACAUUCAAGAGUAAUCCGACGAUCGGCAGUGACGGACAAUUCUUCUCGUGAAGAAACUGUGACAAGUCAAGUUACAGACGUCUUACAAGGACCUCUCUGUACUGACAAUCUCGCAAAACUGUGCCUUAAUUAUUGCUCACUUAAAGCACUUAUUGCUCACUUCUUCAUUUUGUCUGAAAAUCUCUAAUCAACAUCUGCUUGCACAACGACCAGACGAUCAAAAAUUGAAUUAUCCUUGAGAUAUUUCACCAGAUAUCAACAUUAAUACGAUAAAUUUUAUGAAAUUCUUACAGAUAAGUGAUAAUGGCCUAUUUAUUUAUUGACUCAUGUAAACCUCGAGCCGAUAGUAUUUAUCUCAGAACGCCAAUAUGUGUGUAUUGUGACGAUGUGUACAAGAACACGACAUGGGUGAUACUGGAAUCAAGACGAUCUGGGCAAACCAUUGAAGGGUACAC